AUGCAAAAACCCUCUCUUCGGAAACGUUCCAAACGGAUUUCCUAUGCUGAAGAUGAAGAUGAUAACAGUUUUGGAGAGGAAGAGAUAGUGGAAGAACAUUUUGAUGAUGAUGAUGUUGAGGAGGAAGAGAUAAAGAGGAGGCCAACAAGGUCUUCCAGCCGAAAACAGACCACAUCAACCGAGAAGUCAACUCCUCGGAAGAAGAGACAGCAACAAGAAGAUGAAGACCAUGAUGAUGAUUAUGUUGAAAUGGAUGACAUUUCGGAAAACAAUGAUGAAACUCCAAGAAUGAGUUCAACAAGGAAGAAUAGUAGAAAUGCUCAUCGGACUAGUAACGGCAGCAAGGCAAAAUCGUCGCCAAGCACGGGCGGUAAGCGCAUGACUACUAAUAAUAAUACCAAAACGUCGGCAGCUACUAGUCAUACCAAAACAUCAACAACUAGUCCUAGCACUCAUAAAACCACCUCACCAACAAGAAAUGCUACUCGUAGCAACAAACAAGUAGCAUCCUCCAGCCCUUCGUCAAACGCAUCAAGCAAGCAUACCGCCGAAGGCACACACCAAAUUAAGAAUCAGGAUUCCACUUGUGAGGAACAACAAGAUGAAGACAACAAUAACGACGAAAAUGCAAUCCUGUUCAUUUCAUCAUCAUCCUCUUCCGAGGACUCUGAGGACGAAUAUAUCAAUCCAAGUGGAAGUGACGAUGAGGGUUUAGAAGAAUUAAGCCAUUGGGUUGACAUUGACGAAUCCGAAGAUUUGGUUGUGACAAUGAGUGAUGACGAGGAUGAGCAAGAUGACUCUGCUGAAGAAGACGAUGAUGAAAGCAGUGAUGACCAAGAUGAUGAAGACUAUCGCGAAUCGAAACGAAAAAAGCCACAAAAAUCGCGAAAAUCGACAUCUACUUUAACAAAACGCAACAAUGUGACGAAACGGAGAAGAGAAAAAAGCAUUUCGCCCCUGCCUGUUUCCAGGAAUUCAAAAACUGGAUCAAACACCAAUCAACGACGAAAGAAGAGCCCUGCGACCAAAUUACCAAGUCCUGCAUCUCGAGGAGGUCGUUCGAGAAAAUCUCCAGCCACUCGGCAGGAGUCACCUUCAACGAGCUUGGACACCAAGAAUGGAGUACCAAAUUUAUAUCAAAUUUAUAACGUCUCUGAAGUUCAAGAACAAUUACAAGAAUACAAUAGGUCAAGAAUUGCAGAAAUGAACCACGAGAGUGAUCACGAAGAACAUACUCUUCAAAAUAAGCAGCUUGGAAAAUCGCAAUUCACUAACUUGUCCAUUCAACAUCCUGUCCAGAAAAAUUCCACUCUUCCACCUAAUGUGACUGUUCAUACCAACAUUUCUAACGAUACGAUCAAAAACCCAUCUCCCAACAGAGAUACCUGUAGCAAUCAACAAGUGUCUCUGGUUACACCAUAUUCCAAAUCUAAAUGUGAAUUUUUCAAACUUCCACAAACAACCUCCCUAGCAAAUGAAGAGAACGACCUGCACAUGAAUGAGAAUAUCAAUAUGGCACCCUCUAUUGGAGUGAAAUUAGCCAAUUUCGAUGGCUUUCAAAGUUUGAUUGAAAAGAAAUUACUUCUCAAAAAUGCUUCAUUGGAUGAAGAAAAUGAUGAAAACCAAGAGGAUGACCAACCUUACGACCCUAGCUUUAUUUCCGAGCAUGUUUCUAAUGCAGUUGCUGUUGGUGCCUCGUCACACUACACAAUCAAGCCCUUCAAAGAUGGCCAUUAUAUCAAUUGUGAUUUACGAUAUUUUACCCUUUCUUCUCUAGGAAAAUUUGACGUCAUUCUCAUCGACCCACCUUGGAGAGUGGUUCAGAGCCGUCCUCAAGAAGCCAUGAUGUUCAGCAACACAAAUUUUAAACUCAACUACAACACUCUCUCGUAUCAAGAAAUUAUGGACAUUAAUGUUGGAUCAUUAUGUGAUCAGGGUUUUUGCUUCUUGUGGGUCCUCAACUCUUCAUUGCAAUUUGGACUUAAUUUAUUGAAUCAUUGGGGCUUUACAUAUAUUGACAAAAUUGUGUGGGUGAAGAAGACCAAAAAUGAUCAAAUAUUUGCUGGAACUGGCUACUACUUUUUACACUCGACCGAGUUAUUAUUGGUUGGUGUUAAACAUGGUUCUACAAAGAAGAAUGGCCAAAAACUGCAGUACAUUUCCAAAGUCUCCAAUGAUAUUUUAUUUAGUAAGGUUGGCAUUCAAUCUCAAAAACCAAAAGAAGUUUAUGAAAUUAUUGAAAAUAUGGUACCAGGAGCUAGAAAAAUUGAAUUAUUUGGUCGAAAUCACAACAUUCGACGUGGUUGGUUGAGUGUUGGCAAUCGUCUUGGUGAAGCAUUUGAAAAGGAAAUGACCAGCUAUUCUUGCACCAAGUGUGAUAAAAACCUAUUUUCCCCAGACAUGAUGGGAACCUCUAAGAAUAUUCCUAGAUAUAAGAGCCAUGUGGACCCAACUGUAAAUUUAUGUUCACAAUGUGCUGAUAAGUAUGAAAAACAAUAUGGACCUUAUUUUGUAAUUGAAAAUACUUGUACAGAACCAAUAUUCCACGAUUGGUAUGCAUGUGACAAUUGUGAAAUGUAUCCAAUAUGUGGAUCUAGAUUCUCGUGUAAAGAAUGUGAUAAGGAUUUUGAUGUGUGUGAGGAAUGCUUUGAUGCCACCAUGACUAGCACACCUGAGGAAGGAGGUCAUCAACAUGCUGCAUCUGCAUUUACCUGUAUUGAAUUUCCAGACCCUGGUUGUGGUUAUGCUGUUCAUGUGGAUAAGCGUUGCACUUCUUGUUUGGCAUGUCCCAUUGUUGGUGAACGAUUUAUGUGUACAGAAUGUAAGGACGUGAAUUUGUGUAGAAAAUGUUUCUUUUUACAAAAGGAACCUAAAGGACACAAAUGUACUCAUGAAAUUUCACUCAUUCCAGAACCAAGACAUGUUCAUUCGAAACUUAAAUGUGCAGCAUGUGCUACUGUGGGUCUGGAGGGACCUAUUCACAAAUGCAAAACAUGCAUGUCAUUCAUACUGUGUAACAAGUGUUAUAUUUUACAUGAGAAGAAUUAUGAAAGCCUGCACUUGGACAAGUAUACGACACACAAGCCAUUCCAUUCAUUUAUGCGUAUGAAGUGA
Messenger RNA from Naegleria lovaniensis, 3114 nucleotides. RefSeq lists its product as uncharacterized. Gene Ontology annotation, molecular function: zinc ion binding; nucleic acid binding; methyltransferase activity. The transcript has 2 exons. Lineage: Eukaryota; Heterolobosea; Eutetramitea; Acrasida; Naegleriidae. The coding region runs from base 1 to 3114 and encodes 1037 amino acids. The record is from RefSeq and is a predicted model, not a curated record. Gene Ontology annotation, cellular component: RNA N6-methyladenosine methyltransferase complex.